Chlamydomonas reinhardtii is the source of this 2975-nucleotide messenger RNA. RefSeq lists its product as uncharacterized. Bases 216 to 2468 code for a protein of 750 amino acids. The record is from RefSeq and is a predicted model, not a curated record. Gene Ontology annotation, cellular component: ciliary basal body; axoneme; membrane. Lineage: Eukaryota; Viridiplantae; Chlorophyta; Chlorophyceae; Chlamydomonadales; Chlamydomonadaceae. Gene Ontology annotation, biological process: intracellular protein localization; intracellular transport; cilium assembly. The transcript has 17 exons.
CGGAUACGUAUUAACGAAAACAUUUGCGUGAAACAAAGCAGCUUUGACUUUUGGACAAGCUUCGUCUUUGACAACCUUCCCCACCAUAGCUCUUGAAUAAUCACGCGUAUCACACGUGCAAUGAGCUCAUAGAAGCACAUUCAGCCGCCCGUCCCAAGCGACGGGUGGCACUUCUUCUUUGCAUUCUCUGCUAGGCGUGCAAAGGCCAGACAACAAUGGAGCUGGAACUAUUUCGCCAGGACCUUAUACAGACCAGCACAUGCGCCACGGGGACGCUGGCGGUGCUACCGCUGACGGAGGAGAAGAAGACGCAGAAGGUUGCGGCCGGAGAUAUGUCAGGGGUAGUGCAGUGCUUCUCCGUAAAGAAGGGGGAGUUCAACGUGGCCUUCAAGACCCUGCCCUCGGCAGCCAACAAGGUGACAAGCCUGGUGCUUGGCAAGGGCAAGUCACAAAAGGACAAAAUCUUCGUGGCGGCUGGCAAUCAGAUCAAGGGCGUGAACAAGAAGGGCAAGGAGUUCUUUCGCUUCAACACGCAGCUCACGGAGACCAUUCGUCGUGUGGAUGUGUUUGAGAAGAACAUCUGGUCUGCUGGCGAGUACGUGCACAAUCACUUCAUCGAGGCAAAGGACAAGGCGCUAUACCUGUGCCCCGACCGCAUCAAUGACGCCGAGGUGGUGCCACUGGCGAACCCCGCCGAGCUGUGGCCGGUGCUGGCGUGUCAGGACCGCUACGUGCGUGUGCUGCGCGGCAGUGAGCCCGUGUACGAGGCGCCCACGCCCGCCGCCCCCGUGAGCCUGCAGUACGUGGUGGACAGCCACGACCCACAGCACCGCUUCCCCAACGCCAAGGAGGUGUUGUACGGCACUGACACGGGCACGCUGGUUCAGCUGCUGCUGGAGGCUGAGGCGGCACGGCAGGGCUUCACAUUGGCAAACCCCAAGAAGCAGGGCGCCGUGGCGGCCGUGUACAGCGGCAUCGACUUCACCAAGACGGGUCUGAACAACAUCGUGGUGGGGCGCGAGGACGGCGGCGUGGAGGUGCUGGACCUGGAGGAGGCCGGGCAGCUGAGGACAGUGUACAGCAUCAAGCUGACCGAGUCCAUCAACACCCUGGACGGCGGCUUCCUCACGGGGCUGCUGGCACAGGAGUUUGUGAUGCACACCUUCUCCGGCAAGGUGAUCAGCUACGCGCCGCCCGGCGGCGGCCUGCUGGUCUCCAACGCGGAGCAGCCCGCGCGCGGCCCCUUAGGCAUGCGCGCCAAGGCGCCCCCGCCGGCCGUGGCGGCGCCGGGCGCGGAGGAGGAGGAGCGGCGCGCCAGCUACUACAAGCAGAUAGACCGGCUGCGGGCGGAGAUAAGCACGUUGAAGCAGGAGAUCGAGGCGGAGCGGCAGCGCUUCCAGAUGAAGGGCGGCGACACGGCUAUGCUGGCCAUGUCCGCGCCCUUCACGGUGCAGGACAAAUGCAAGCUGGAGGCGGACGAGGCCUGCUACGUGCUCACCAUCGAGUCGGCCGUGCCCAUCUUCACCGUGGCCAUACAGUGCAACGCCGCGCUGCAGAUGCUGGACGUGCCCUCCAACGUGGCCAUCCUGUCCCGCUCGCCGCCCGAUGAGGCCAACGGCAACCUCACGCUGGCCACCUACCGGUGCCAGGACUCCACCAACCGGCUGGCUGUCAAGUUUAAGGUGCGCGAGGGCCGCUCCGCCGCCCUCAGCGCCUUCGUGCUGCCCGCCAUCAGCCCCAAAGCCUGCGUGGUGGUUCGCCACACCAUCCGGCCGCUGUGCCUGCACCAGCGCAUCGUGCAGAUGGACACCAGCAGGCCCACAAACGAGCUGCUCAUCACAGGCCAGUUCACGGGCGGCGACGCGCACACCUGGGUGACGGGCCUGCUGCCCGACAUCCCGCCCACGCUGCCGCCGGGUCAGGACGGCGCCAGCUACGUGUUCCAGAACACACUGCUGGGCACACAGCUGCUGUGCAGGUACCGCGGCGGUGAGGCGCGCUUCGUGAGCGACCUGGUUUCCACCCUGGGCAUCAUCCACGAGCACGUGAUGCGCGAGGCCACCAACGCCAAGCUGCGCGUCAACGUGUCCUUCAACCCCUCCGCCCAGUCGCUGCAGCACAGCGUGGCGCUGGUGUGGCCGCAGCUGGAGAAGCAGCGCACACUUAAGAAGACCUACAACAUGCUGGAGGGGCUGGCGGAGCUGAAGAUGCAGGACGGCGACAUCUCCUACCUCAGCCAGGACUACAAGUCGGUGCUGGACAGGGCCGACAAGAUCCGCCAGGAGUACAAGGAGCAGCCCCAGCACCUGGACCACCUGGUGGCGCUGAUCAAGGACCUGUACCUGGACUACUGCAAACUCACGGGCGUGGCCACACCCAAGCAGCGGCUGCCGGCUCUGGAGCAGCUGCUGAACGACACCUCCUCCACCCUGGAGCAGCUCAUGGAGUUCCUGCUGGGGCAGCGGUAGCGAUAGCUAGCGGCGGAGUGCGGGUGCGGGCGUGCGGGGUGGUGCGGGCGUGCGGCGUGGUCUGGGUGUGCCGUGUGGGCAAGGGUAUGUCAUUGUGUCGGUGGCGCGGCGGCGGUGAUAUGUUGAUGCGGCUACAUGGAUGCGGAUUACAAGUGAAGGGACAGUUCGACAAGCGGGGGCACGCCGUACCCACGCCGCGAGGGAUCAUCUUCGACCCACAUGCGGCUACAUGGCGGUGAUUCUGGCUUGCGCGUGUCUGCAGAGGGGUUUUAUGGCCGAGCCAAUCGUAUACAAUAUGCCCGGGGGGGCAGCAGUGACAGGACAUGUAAGGCGGCAAGUCAGGGGGGCUGAGGCGCUGGGCCCGCACCACAUCGGCACAUGGUCACAUCGUCUGCGGCGGAAUCGGCAGCGGGUCCAUGCAUGCGGCUGCAGGGGCACUGGACAUUAUGCUUUGCACGAGUGAGAACGUGGCUGGGUGUCCAUUCCACACCAGCAAGAAGCGAGUGC